Physeter macrocephalus (sperm whale) is the source of this 4730-nucleotide messenger RNA. RefSeq names its product jade family PHD finger 3 (gene JADE3). Gene Ontology annotation, cellular component: histone acetyltransferase complex. NCBI's taxonomy places the organism in Eukaryota, Metazoa, Chordata, Mammalia, Artiodactyla, Physeteridae. Gene Ontology annotation, biological process: regulation of transcription by RNA polymerase II. Bases 115 to 2586 code for a protein of 823 amino acids. The record is from RefSeq and is a predicted model, not a curated record. The transcript has 11 exons.
GCGAGCGGUUCGGGGGGCGGUAACCACCCCUACCCGACUCGCCAGGCACGUUGCCGGGCCCGAGUGUGGAGCCGGGAAGGAGCGGCGACCGAGCUGUGCGAAGGAUGCUCCAGGAUGAAACGUCAUAGAACUCUCAGCAGCAGUGACAGUUCAGACGAGAGUCCUUCCACUUCCUUUACUUCUGGCUCGAUGUAUAGGAGCAAGUCAAAAAUUCCAAAUGAACACAAGAAACCUGCUGAGGUAUUCCGGAAGGACCUUAUCAGUGCGAUGAAACUUCCAGACUCUCACCAUAUUAAUCCUGACAGCUAUUACCUCUUUGCGGAUACGUGGAAGGAAGAAUGGGAGAAGGGAGUCCAGGUACCAGCCAGUCCAGACAGUGUUCCACAGCCUUCCCUCAGGAUUGUAGCCGACAAGGUAAAGGAGGUCCUAUUUAUCCGACCCCGGAAGUACAUCCACUGCUCCAGCCCAGAGACCGCAGAGCCUGGCUACAUCAACAUCAUGGAGCUGGCGGCAUCUGUGUGCCGCUAUGACCUCGAUGACAUGGACAUCUUCUGGCUCCAGGAACUCAAUGAAGACCUCGCAGAAAUGGGUUGUGGGCCAGUUGAUGAGAAUCUUAUGGAAAAGACAGUAGAAGUCCUGGAACGCCAUUGCCAUGAAAAUAUGAACCAUGCUAUUGAGACAGAGGAAGGGCUAGGCAUAGAGUAUGAUGAAGAUGUGAUCUGUGAUGUGUGCCGGUCUCCAGACAGUGAAGAAGGGAAUGAUAUGGUGUUCUGUGAUAAGUGUAACAUCUGUGUGCAUCAGGCCUGCUACGGCAUCCUCAAGGUCCCAGAAGGCAGCUGGCUGUGUCGCUCCUGUGUCCUGGGCAUUCAUCCACAAUGUCUAUUAUGUCCAAAGAAAGGUGGAGCCAUGAAGACCACCAGGACAGGGACUAAAUGGGCUCACGUCAGCUGUGCCCUGUGGAUUCCAGAGGUCAGCAUUGCUUGUCCUGAGAGGAUGGAACCAAUCACAAAGGUCUCCCAUAUUCCACCCAGUCGGUGGGCCUUAGUCUGCAGCCUGUGCAAGUUGAAGACAGGGGCUUGUAUUCAGUGCUCAGUGAAAAGCUGCAUCACUGCCUUCCACGUCACCUGCGCCUUUGAGCACAGCCUAGAAAUGAAGACCAUCCUAGAUGAGGGGGAUGAAGUAAAGUUCAAGUCAUACUGCCUCAAGCACAGCCAAAACAGGCAGAAGCUCGGGGAGGCCGAGUACCCCCUACACAGGGCUUCAGAGCAGGGCCAGACCAAAAGCGAGAAGACCAGCGUGCGGGCACAGAAGCUUCGGGAGCUGGAGGAGGAGUUCUAUUCCCUGGUCCGUGUGGAAGAUGUGGCCGCAGAGCUGGGGCUGCCCACACUAGCUGUGGACUUUAUCUAUAACUACUGGAAACUAAAGCGGAAAAGUAACUUCAAUAAGCCAUUAUUUCCUCCGAAAGAGGAUGAAGAAAAUGGCCUGGUGCAGCCAAAAGAGGAGAGUAUUCACACUCGCAUGAGAAUGUUUAUGCACCUACGGCAAGACCUAGAGAGGGUCCGAAACCUGUGCUACAUGAUAACCAGGCGAGAGAAGCUGAAACUGUCACAAAACAAAAUACAGGAACAGAUCUUCAGUUUGCAAGUCCAGCUUGCUAACCAGGAAAUUGCUGCAGGACUUCCUUUGACAAAUGCUCUAGAAAAUUCAUUGUUUUACCCACCACCAAGAAUUACCUUAAAGUUAAAAAUGCCCAAAUCAGCCCCGGAAGACUGCAGAAACAGCUCCACAGAGCCUGAUCAUGGACCUCUCUCUCCUGACGGCAGCUCCCCUGUUUGCAAUAUGAGGAGCAUGCAGGUGGCUCAGGAAUCACUAGAAAUGAGAAUGAAGUCAUACCCAAGGUAUCCACUAGAGAGCAAGAAUAACUGUUUGCUGGCCAGUCUCAGCCAUGCUAGGAGUGAAGCAAAGGAUCCCAGUCCUGCUUGGAGAACUCCAUCUCCAGAGUUCUAUCAUGGGCAGUCUCUGGGAAAGCCUCUGGUCCUUCAGGCUGCCCUGCAUGGACAGUCUUCCAUUGGGAAUGGGAAAAGUCAGCCUAACUCCAAGUUUGCCAAAUCCAAUGGCCUGGAGGGCAGCUGGUCUGGGGAUGUCACCCAAAAAGACAGCUCAAGUGAGAUGUUCUGUGACCAGGAGCCCAUGCUUAGCUCCCACUUGGGCAGUCAGGGCAGCUUUAGAAAAUCUACCAUGGAACACUUCAGCAGGUCCUUUAAGGAGGCCACCAACAGGUGGGUGAGGACCACAGAGGACCUCCCGUGCUAUGUGAAACCAACCAAGAAUACUAACCCCAAGGAGCAGCUCUGGGGCAGGCAGUUUGUCAGGCGUUCUGCAGGGAGAGCUCCAUAUCAGGAAAAUGAUGGGUAUUGCCCAGAUUUGGAGCUGAGUGAUUCAGAAGCAGAAAGUGAUGGGAAUAAAGAGAAAGUUAGGGUAAAGAGAGAUAGCUCAGACAGGGAAAAUCCUCCCCAUGACUCCAGACGGGAUUGCCAUGGUAAAAGCAAGUCAUAUCCCCUUUCCCACAGUUCAAUGCAUAGGUGAUCAGAAAUUCCAAGAAAAACUCCAUCUUUGCCUUUGCCUCAUAUAUUGGGGAAAACCCAUACACCAAAAGGAUUCUAGUAUAUGUUAGGAGGAAUUGUAGUGAAAAGGAUAAAAAUUUUUCCACAGUAAAUUGGCUUGCAGUUUUUGAAUCAGUUUCAAGUCCAAUUUUCACGAGCACAUCAUAGAAAUUACAUAUUGUCCAAAAGUUUAGGGGUUUUUGUUUUGUUUUGUUUUGCCAGAGGCUAGUGAGAACAGCUGGGACCAGAGUAUUUGCUCAGUAAAUACUUUGGGGCAGCUUUCCAAUUAUAUUAACACAUUGAUACACAUAUGUAUUAAGAGUCCUUGCAUUGUCCUUGAUUUGCAGGAGACCAUGAUUAUCAGACACUAAAACUACUUAUCUUUUGAAGCUACAGCAUGGACUUCCAGAGCUCCUGUCUGUAAGAAGUUUCUAACUCCACUGGUACCUGGAAACCCUCUUCAGGGAGAGACCAGGGACCAAUAUCUCAGAUACUGUCAAACUCACUACUCUCUUCCUUUGCUCUGAGCAAGGUUGAGUUCCUUUCACAGUAUCUUAACUUACCAAGUCAAUACACCUAAUGCUUAUAAGUGUCCAGUGCCUGUUCCUAGACUUGCUUGUUGGGGACGCACUUGUAACUACUUCACCCAGCUAACAAGCGUAAAAGGCUAACUUGUGGAUAGUGUUUACAAAAGUACUACUUCCAAGGAAAAUGCUCUGAUUCUCUCAGUUUAGGCGUUUGUGAAGGAUCCCAGAGCCUUUCCCAAAGUGAGAACAUUUCUGGAGGGUUUGUAUCAGGUCAGGGUUUUUGUGUUAUUGUUUUCAAAUAAGUUUGACUUAAAUAAGUUUGGCUGACAGUUUUUGUAUACCUGCUUUAAUGUUUAUAAAAUUUUUAUUGAGGUAUAAUUAAGAUAUAGUAAAAUGCAGAGAGGUUAAGUAUUCUUACCUGCUUUAAUUUUGAAACAGAUUUUUAUUGUCAAACAGAAUUUGAAAGCAUGUGUUUAUUAACACAUGGAUAUAAUUUAGCUUUGUACCAACUUUGAAUCCAAGGCAAUUUCCCAAACAAAAGGGCUGGAGCUGUUUUUCAGAAGUUACUCAUACUCUGUUCCCAAACUAUCAGCCUUUAUUAAUUUCUGGGAGGAAGAGAAUAAUUACAUUAGUGGGAGAUAAAACAUACCUGCUUCCUGUUUAAAGAAGAGGAAAAUGUUACAGUUUUUAAAGUGUGAAGCCAACUAUAAUUCUCUGCUCUCUUUUCUUCUUAGCCUUAAAUUAAUAUUCUCUUUCUUCUAGUUUGGGAACAUGUAGUGAGACUUUUCAGACAAAAGAGGCCAUUUUAGAUUUUUUAAGUUGUUUCCUGGUGAAACAGCCCAGCUGCAGUAAAGGCAGGGGCCCCUCUUCUCUCCGUCAAUAUGGGAAACUCAACAGUUUUCCUCUCCCCCACUUUUGUUCCUGUAGCCUGUAGCUUUGUUAAUGAGUUCCUUUGAUUUUAUUUCUUCCUCCUUUUCUGAAAACUUCUGUAUUUUGCCUCUCCUUUGGCUACACCUUCAAAAUGUUUCUUUUGUGCCUGUGUACAUGUGUGAACAUGCCAUAGCAUGUGUAAUAGUUGUCCUAUGCUUUGUUUGAAUGGAAAAAGCUAUGGAUUAUCCAAAUGAGGAACAGUAGUUCUCCUAUUUAUGCACUAGGUUUCUGUGCUUUUUCUUUGCAUUCUCCUGGGUUGGAUAUUAAUUUGACACCUUCAUGGUAAUAAAAUUGUAGUGGAGCUAUGUUAUAAACUCCUUCUGUCAGAGGCCAGUGCAGUAGCCUAUGUCCUUUCAUGCCUUUCAAUUCUGAGUGAGUGGGAAGAAAAGCAAACAUUGAAAAAGUGCUUCAGCCAAAUUCCAUAUGUAAUGCCAUUGGGAGAGUAUUGACUAAAAUAAUUUCAGUCAGGGAAAUAUAGUUGUAAUAUUUUUACAGGAUUUUCCUAGGUAAAUGAAGGAGCCUUCAGUUGUGUACAUUUCAAUUGCCCCAAAAUGUAUUUGCUACAUUUUGCUGUUGUUUGAAGUAUUACCUCUUAAUCUUCUUUGUUAAAUUUUUUUUCGUUUUGUCUUAUAUAGUCCAGUUUUCAAAGAUAAACUCGGUCUUUUUUCAA